AUGGUAUUCGGUCAACAAGUAAUCUCAUACUCUCACAUGUAUUGCAUGCAUUCUCAAUUUUCCAAGUGUAACCGGCAGGUGCCAGUUUCUUCAAUUCCCCCAUGAUUUCACCUGCAAUAAAUACUUAUACAACCCCCACCCCACCACCUUCAUACAAUACGGCUCACUGCUUCACCACAACACAACAGCCAUGGACGGUGAUCCUUUUGGUUAUUGGGACUUAUUGUGCGAUAAUCUCAUCCCUCCUGAAGUGUUUUACAAGGGUGUCUAUUAUAGCUUCAUCGGUAGCGGCUUGUAUUUAACAGCAGAGGUUUUCCGGCGAGAAAUCGAAGGUGAUGUUACUGGGGACAAUUCGCUUGAGUGGUUAUUAAUAGACAUACUUAAUGGACCCGGUCAAAUGGAAUGGGAACCCUUACUGGAUGAUGAGGGUUCUUCUUAUAAUGAUGAAAAUAGCAUGCGGCGACAAAGUGGUGUUACUCCCUCUAUAGAUCAUGGAUUAAAUGAACAUGUGGUUGAGGAGCUAACUCUGAAUGAGAUCUUUGGCAAUACAGAUAAUCAAGGACUAGUACCUGUAGUUGAAGCAUGUCGAAGUUCAAACGUUGUAUCCAAUGAGUGUUGUGUCAAAGCUAAGGAAGAUGAUACACAUGAUUUCGCCGCCACAAAUGAUCCUGUUGAGCCGUUGUCUCUUGUCAAUGGAAAGAAAAAUGAGGAAGGAGAUUCCUGUAGCCAAGAUGCUUAUUUGUAUGAUUCUUCUUCCUUUGAUUUAGGAAACAAAGAUGAUGGUGUAAUUUCUGCCUUCAAUUUUAAUGAAUAUCAUGAAGCUCCAUAUCGCGAUGAGAUGCGAGGGGUGACUACUGGGGGCAAUUUAGUGCUUCAAACUAUGCCACAUCCCGAAAGAUUGAUGCCGUCUUCAACUCCAGCCAGGAUUGAGGAUACAGAUGUUCUAGGGCCACAUUCAUUAGCUCAAACCGUUCCAAGAACAACAGAAAUUGCAUCAAAUGAGCAUGGUGGAGACGUUUACGUGCCAGGUGGAAGCAAUCGUCGCCCAGAAAUCUGGUACCCUUUGUACAUGAAGAGCUUUCCCAUUUAUCCUUCAUUUUGUUCCAAAAAUAAGGGGGCUUCCACUAGUCAAGAUGUCAAUAUGCAUGAUUCUUCUCUUAAUGGUAAAGGAAAUGAAGAUAAGAAUAUGAUUUCUCUCAGGAAUCUAUAUGAACACCAUGAACUUUCGAAGAACGAUGAUUCAAAAGGAACGAUUACUGGAGGCAAAUUACCAGAAGGAGAUUAUUGGUGAUAGAAGCAUGAGGAAAAUAGAGCUGGUCACGAGGAGAAAAAGAAAGGAGAAGUAGCAAGUCUCGAUAAUCAGCAUCAAGAUAUUGAAGCAAGAUGACGUAAGUUGAAGGAAUAUAGCAAGAAUUAGAGUAAGAAGAUACCAGGUUCAUUCGGUUUUGUUUGAAGUAUGAUUUAAAUAUUCAGAAUUGGAUUGGAUACGGGUGGUUGUGCACUUGUGCAAGGAUUGACUUUUGAGGUAAAUUUGAAGUUAAUGGAGUCUGUGGAUAAACUUUCGAAUCCAUAUUUGAACUAUGCAGUCAUAGAUUAAAUAUUGGGUUAAAAAAAAAGGUUGUACGGUGGAAGAAAAAAAAAAAGGGGAACCAGGUAGCCUAGCACCUCUAAAGGCCAUACUUAUUGUCAAAGAAAGAGAAGAAAGCAAGACAAAAUAAGUAAUCCAGGAAGAAGUGGGGGGCUGAGUUAUUUUGCAUGUGCUAGUAUUUCCUUAUUAUAAAUAAUAGAGUAGUAGAAGUUCUGUAUACCACUUUUCAUAUUAAUAACAAGCAAGAGUUAGAAAGCUUAUUAUUUCUUUGUGUUGUGAUCUUUGUGUUGUGAUCUUGGGUCUGAAACCAACAUUUGGUAUCAGAGCAAGGUUGAUAACGGGAGCCGGUUUGAGAGUCGGUUUCGAGUAAGAGAGCAGCCCUUUGGCUGUAGCGCUGUAGAUGAAGCGGAAGAAUUAGGUUCGAAGGAAAAAGCAAGGGCUGAUCCUGAAGAAAGCGAUCAGCUGAAAGAAAGCAAGUGGGUAAUUUGUAGCUGAUCAUCGGAAUGUAAAAGGAAUGUAAAAGGAACAGCAAUUAAGAGAGAGGAUUUUAAAAGUUUGAUGAAGCAGGCACACAGGUGAAGAAAAUAUGUGGCUGGAUUCAAUCGAAAAGAAAGUAAGCAUGCAAGUAGGUGAAACAGGCACAUACUUCAUUUUUUUAUUCAAGUCAGCAAGCAAGAAGAUACGUGAGUUAAUUUCACGGUCUGAAAUCGAACGGAGAAUUGAAGCAAGAUCAGCAAGAUGAAAGUUUCCGGAUAGCAAGUUACGGAAACAAGAGCAAGAGUCGAAUCGGAUCUGUGUGAACCGAUCAAGCAAGAUAAGCAAGAACAUAAGUGUUUUCAGUAUGAAAGAAAGAACGAAAGAAAGAAAGAAGAGGCGCCACAAGAAAGAAAGAAAGAGGCCGGCGUCGCUUAGCAAGAAAGAAAGAAAGAAGGUCUCGCAAGAAAGAAAGAAAGAUACCGGUGCAGUUAGAAAGAAAGUGCACGCAUCGGUAAGAAAGAAGAAAGAAUAGGCGUCGAUUAGAAAGAAAGAAUGAAAUCGACAGCCCGAAGAAAGAAAGAAAGCCGAAAGAUAGCAAGAGACCGGACCCGUGUGGUUCGUAGCAAGUAGCAAGAUCGGACGUUGUGUUCGAAUAGCAAGUUAGAAAGAAAGAUGAUUCGAAGCAAGCAAGUAAGAACAAAUUCGAAUCAAGCAAGAAAGUUGCAAGUUUAGUAAGAUAACCGUUUCCGGUUAAAGCAAGAAAAAAUGAAAGAACACAAGCAAGCAAGAACGAAUUAGCAAGUAGAAAGAACCGAAUCAAGAUUACGGGGGUGAAUGUUGGGUAAUCUUGAUGUUGCGGGUUAUUUACGGGUCAAGUUCGGAUCGAGUACGGAUCAAGUCGGUUACCGGGUUUAUUUAAAUGGGUUAGCAAGUUGUCGGGUCACAUGUGAUGGGUCUUGGAGUCAAUUUAGCAAGCCAGAUAAUGAGUAACAAAGUGGUCAGAUUUGACCGAGUUCUAUGGCAACGUGGUGACCAAGUAUAUGAGAAAUGACGUUGGAAUCAUUGCUACAAAUCAGGAAGAAGUGGGGGGCUGAGUUAUUUUGCAUGUGCUAGUAUUUCCUUAUUAUAAAUAAUAGAGUAGUAGAAGUUCUGUAUACCACUUUUCAUAUUAAUAACAAGCAAGAGUUAGAAAGCUUAUUAUUUC
This is a messenger RNA of Helianthus annuus (common sunflower), 3269 nucleotides long. RefSeq lists its product as uncharacterized. Bases 191 to 1291 code for a protein of 366 amino acids. Lineage: Eukaryota; Viridiplantae; Streptophyta; Magnoliopsida; Asterales; Asteraceae. The transcript has 10 exons. The record is from RefSeq and is a predicted model, not a curated record.